CCGUUGCCUGUACCUAGCAGUACCUAGCUCGCCCAGGGAAAACAUAGCGCAAACGUACGCCGUGUUUGAGAUGCACAUGUAUUUCCUGAUCAGAUGCCUCAUGCCGCAAUCGUUGAAUAAGUACUCUGGUGUGCUAAUGCUACGCCUGUCCUCCGAGUGUUCCAGCCAAACUCAUAUUGAUAGACGUUUUGCGCUCGCGCGACGUUAUGUUUCCGGCCGAGGUGCCGGGCUGCCGCGCCACAGCUGCCCCGGCCCCGCGCGCUCAAUCCGUGCUCGAUGUCUCGAUGUUCUGCUCGAGUCAGCUCGUUUCCCAAGUCUCUUACGGAACAUUGGUCAACUCAGCAUGGCUACGCGGCAGCCAUGGUCCAGGUCAAGCCUAGAUACCGCGGCUCUAAUUGUUGUGGAUGCCCUUUGAGAUACGGAUGGUCAAGCACUGGUUGUGGAAAACAGGGUGGUUCGGUCGAAGUGGGCGGAUGUCACCGGCGUGCGCAGACUAAUUCGGACAUGAUUGCCAUGUCGCUGCCCGCCGCCCGCUACCCGCUGCGUGCCGCAACCGACAGCCUUCUCUCCCGCGAUGUUUUGGUAUGUCUGCGCCGCUCCCGCAUCAGUGUCCCUGCUCUCAUUGCUGCGUGGUCGUUGCACGUCUUUUCUUCGCGCGGUCCAAGAGUCAUGAUUUUGUGUUGCAGCAGUAUGUGUACCGUACAAAGUCAAUCACAGCAGACGAUACUUAGCGUAAAGGUCGCCGCCAGCCCGAAGUUCAUUGUAUUUAGACCUUUCAUUUGCGCUAAUCCCGAGCUCUGCGAACACCGGUGGCGGAGGGUGGCGGGCGGUGGCUGCAGCCUGCCUCGUGCCACGUGGUGGCAGCUGUGGCGCGGCAGCCCGGCACCUCGGCCGGAAACAUAACGUCGCAUUCGAGGCUACCAUCUUACUGCAACGCAAAUGCUCUCCCGAAUAACGCCGCGCUAUAUGUGCCGCUCGAGGCAGAGAGUGACAGAUGCUCCUAUCAAGCCCGGGGCGGCGAACCUGGGCCUCUUGGAAUGGUCUGCCGCUCAGUCA
Messenger RNA from Rhodofomes roseus, 1056 nucleotides. RefSeq lists its product as uncharacterized. Bases 277 to 903 code for a protein of 208 amino acids. The transcript is spliced from 5 exons. The record is from RefSeq and is a predicted model, not a curated record. Lineage: Eukaryota; Fungi; Basidiomycota; Agaricomycetes; Polyporales; Fomitopsidaceae.